CGAAGUACGAGUGAGUGGAUGCAUUUCACACGGGCUCUGCGAUUUUUCGUCGAUUUCCGUAGCUUUUCGAAGUUUUCACCCCAGAUUUUCGGUGAAUCGAGCGGUGGAGUACGCAAGGACCACGGAGGCACAAAAUAUUGGGCAAGUGGACCUUUUCUUCGCCAUUUUUCAGCUUUUCGAGAUCCGCAUCGCAUGUGGAGCAUCUAAGCCUAACGGGCGCCUUACCGCGCAAAGCCUACUGAGUCGACUGAGUCCGCGGCGGCCCUACCCGGGGUCAAUCGGCGCUCGCCGUCGAAGAAUUUAAACAUGGAGGUCACUGUUGAGGGUGAGCUCAUCCGACCCGAGGAGCUGGAAGUGCCAAACCAAUGGUUUACCAGCCGAAAAUCGAAGAUUGUCCCGUUGGAAAGUAUUACGCGGGAAAGUGACCAAAGCCGCGCCCCGACAAAGGCAAUGGGUAGAAAGAUGGCGCUGAAGUCCAUAGAGCGCAGGCAGAUGCGCAUACCGACGGAGGCGGCGAAGGUCGUGCUCAGGCCGCGCGGAGGCCUGACGAAGCUAAUCCAAUAUGGGACGGCCCACCUGGGCGACGUCAUCAAAGCCGCAGCCGGGAUCGAUCCCAAGGAAGAGGGCGACGAUAUAUUCUCGCCGAACUUGAAACAACAGUCCAUUCUCGUCGGGACCACGUGCGAGAAGCGAAAGCUAAAGUACGCCUGCAUCAAGCAGAUAAUGCUCGACGGGGAGUGUGUCGAAACCUCUGCCUACGUGGCCACCCCGGAGGAUUGUGGCAAGGGGGUGAUAUACGACAUCCCACUCUUCUACACGAUAGAAGACAUCAAGACCAGACUCGACCGCCGCGACAACCCUAAGAUUCUGGGAGUCAGAAGAUUGGGCAAGGAGUCGAAGGCCGUGAUGCUACUGUUCGAAGAGAACACGGUACCAAGAUGGAUCCUUUUUGGAGGCGUCCCAUUGAGAUGCCAACUUUAUAAGAAGAAAUUUGAGAUCUGCACCGCCUGCGGACGCCUGGGCCAUCGGGACGACGUCUGCCCCGACCCGAAGAACGUCAGGUGCCGCGGGUGCGGUCUCGAAAGGCCACCGAAGGACCACAGCUGUGAGCCCAAGUGUCAACUGUGCGGCAAAGGGCAUAUACUGGGCGACAAGAAAUGCCGGGAGAUUUUCCGGACACCCUACGUCGUCAAGAAGAAGCAGUGGGAGCAAAAACAACGUCAGACCGACUCAUCGGAACGCCAGAGCCGACCGAGAGAGCCGAAGCCCGAGAAGGGCUACAAGGGGAAGAAGCCAGUCCAGGGGGCGUUCCAGCUCCAGAGGCCUGGCCAACCCACGAAAACGAGGUUGGAGCCAGGAGCGUAA
Messenger RNA from Ixodes scapularis (black-legged tick), 1365 nucleotides. RefSeq lists its product as uncharacterized. The coding region runs from base 307 to 1365 and encodes 352 amino acids. NCBI's taxonomy places the organism in Eukaryota, Metazoa, Arthropoda, Arachnida, Ixodida, Ixodidae. The record is from RefSeq and is a predicted model, not a curated record. The transcript has 2 exons.